UAUAGCAUAGCAUUUGGCAAACUCCUUCCUUACUGAAACAAAUGGCUUUCCCCUGGUAUUCACUUGUAGUUCCUGUACUAAUUUUCAUCCUCUUCCUUCAUCAAUGGUUCUUUGCUACUUCACAUAACCAAAAGAAAUUACCACCAUCUCCACCAAAGCUUCCAAUUCUAGGACACCUUCACCUACUUGGCCCGCUUCCUCACCGCGCUCUCCAGAAACUAUCCAAGCAACAUGGUCCACUCAUGCUGCUUCACUUUGGCAGUAAGCCAGUGCUCAUUGCCUCUUCGGCUGAUGCUGCAUGCGACAUCAUGAAAACCCACGAUCUGGUCUUUUCGAAUAGACCUAAAUCAAGCAUCUGUGAUAGAAUCCUCUAUGGCUCCAAAGAUGUUGCUUUUUGUCCCUAUGGUGAAUACUGGAAGCAAGUAAGAAGCAUUUCUGUGCUUCAUCUUCUAAGCAACAAAAGAGUGCGAUCAUUUCGGGACAUUAGAGAAGAAGAAACGGCAAAUAUGAUCCAAAAAAUCAAACAAGCAUCGAGUUCAGUGAUAGAUUUGAGAGAUGUUUUGAGUUCCCUAACUAAUAACGUAAUUAGCAGAGUGGCCUCUGGGAGGAGGUAUGAUGAAGUGGAAGGUGGGAAGAAUACUAAGACGACCGUGCUAGGGGCACUUGCUGAAUUAUUAGGUACUGUUAACAUUGGUGACUAUAUUCCAUGGCUUGAUUGGGUGAACAAGAUCAAUGGUUUGGACAAUAAAAUCGAGAAAGUAGCUAAAGAGUUGGAUACAUUUAUGGAGGAGGUGCUUGAUGAACAUAUGACAGGAGAUAAAAGUGAACUUCCUAAUGGAAAAGCUAAAGAUUUGGUGGACGUUUUGCUUGAAAUUCAGAAACAAAACGUGACUGAUUUUCCUCUUCAAAGAGAUUCACUAAAAGCUAUCCUCCUGGAUAUGUUUGGUGCUGGUACGGAGACAACAUAUACAACAUUAGAGUGGACAAUGACAGAACUUUUGAGGCAUCCAAAAGCCAUGGAAAAAUUGCAGAAUGAGGUGAGACAAGUUGCCGAGGGAAAACCAGAGGUAACAGAGGAUGAUUUAGGAAACCUGCACUACUUGACAGCAGUCAUAAAAGAGAGCCUCAGGCUUCAUCCCCCCGCACCAUUACUAGUCCCUCGAGAAUCAAGACAAGAUGUAAAACUAAAGGGAUAUCAAAUAGCAGCUGGAACACAAGCCAUUGUGAAUGUUUGGGCAAUCGGAAGAGAUCCGUUGCUGUGGGAAAAUCCAGAUGAGUUCCGACCAGAAAGGUUCCUGAGUAGUGCUAUAGAUUUCAAAGGAUUACACUUAGAGUUAAUUCCAUUUGGCGCGGGGCGGAGGGGCUGCCCUGGAAUUACUUUUGCUAUUGCAGUAAAUGAGAUAGCAUUAGCAAGACUUGUGCACAAGUUCGAUUUUGCAUUACCAGACGGGAUAAAAGGGGAAGAUUUAGAUAUGACUGAAGCCCCUGCUGGCCUCACUGUUUACAGGAAAUCUCCUUUGCUUGCAGUGGCUACCCCAUGCUCUUGCUAAGAGUUACGUAUGUGUAUAUCCUGUAGUAUCAAUUAUGAGACUAUUUAAUUGGUUGAUUGUUUUAAUUUCAAAACAUUCAGAUUAUU
Nicotiana attenuata is the source of this 1636-nucleotide messenger RNA. Its product is annotated as cytochrome P450 71A3-like. Gene Ontology annotation, molecular function: iron ion binding; heme binding; oxidoreductase activity, acting on paired donors, with incorporation or reduction of molecular oxygen. The coding region runs from base 42 to 1550 and encodes 502 amino acids. The transcript is spliced from 2 exons. Lineage: Eukaryota; Viridiplantae; Streptophyta; Magnoliopsida; Solanales; Solanaceae. The record is from RefSeq and is a predicted model, not a curated record.